This is a messenger RNA of Rhipicephalus sanguineus (brown dog tick), 390 nucleotides long. RefSeq lists its product as uncharacterized. The record is from RefSeq and is a predicted model, not a curated record. The transcript is spliced from 3 exons. NCBI's taxonomy places the organism in Eukaryota, Metazoa, Arthropoda, Arachnida, Ixodida, Ixodidae. Bases 91 to 390 code for a protein of 99 amino acids.
GGUUAUGUCGGCGGGCCCGAGUGUUGUGGCGGGCCGCUCGAGCGCGGGGAAUAUGGGAGUUGCGAGCGAGGUGCCCAUUCCAGUUCCCUGAUGGAUCUGCGGAGCCGGAUAUCUGGCACUGCGGAGAACCGAGCUGAUUGCAGUACCAGCACUCUGAAGAAGUUUCGAGGUCUUCGUGGAAGUACGCAGUUCAAGCAAUGGCCUCUUGCCCUUGCUCUUGCAUCACCAAAGUUCGACAACCGACUAUCAACCUGUGCUGCCUCGCCCGACAGUCAAGCUAAUGCCCCUGCUGACGCCGCCGCAUCACAGGGAUACCCUGCGAGCAACCUUCCGCCUGGACCCGCCCCCUGGAUUACCAGCGUCAUCGAUUACAUCGUGGGAAACGGUUAA